This is a messenger RNA of Canariomyces notabilis, 1268 nucleotides long. RefSeq lists its product as uncharacterized. NCBI's taxonomy places the organism in Eukaryota, Fungi, Ascomycota, Sordariomycetes, Sordariales, Chaetomiaceae. The coding region runs from base 288 to 1205 and encodes 305 amino acids. The transcript has a single exon. The record is from RefSeq and is a predicted model, not a curated record.
ACAUCCUUGAUGUGGCCGAAGGAGACGACGCCGCUGUUUGAGCACACAAUGUCGAGCUUGCCGAACUUUUCCUUGGCCUCGUUAAACAUGCGCACAAUCUCGUCGACAUUGGCCACGUUGGCCUUGACGCACGCCGCGUCGGACCCGUUCUUCUUGAUCAGGUUGACCACCUCCUGCGCCGCCGAGUCGCUGUUGGCGUAGUUUACAAUCACCUUGGCUCCCCGGCGUCCCAGUUCCAGCGCCAUUUCCCUGCCGAUACCGCGGCCUGUGGACCAAAGGUUAGCUGUAUGCCCAAUCCGAAUCAUCAAUUGACCCCGUUUGUCCCGGUCCCGGCGGCGCUACGGGGUUUCCAAAUCUGGAAACAGAUCUUGUGGGGUAGCAAAGUGUGGGGCGCCGAGAUGGAGAACCAUUCGGACAUCAGGUGGGGUAAAUCGGUGCCGGGCCGGCCGGCAGUUCCGGCGGACCGAGAAAAACAACACCCAGAAAAAAAAUCGAUGCAAUUUGUGCACAUACCAGCUCCUGUUACGAGAGCGACCUUUCCUUCCAGCGACGCAGACGCCAGGCCGAGGGGACCCGGGAUCGCAUCGUAUUUGCUGGUACCGGAUGCGGUGAGGCCAGGCAUUUUGGUGGUGGUGAGCGUGGUCGCAGUUUGCGGGAGAGUCGUGCCUGAAGAAGGAGACGAUUCAAGGGGCUUUUUGACCUCGUGCUGCUGUGCUUCAGAGUUUCCCUUGGAAGAUUCGAAGCGGCAGACGAGGAGGCGGAAGAGGUCAGUUAAUCUCAUUCCAGGACGGCCAGCGGCGAACGACGAGCGGGAUCCCGUGGGUGUUUGUGGAGAACAGGACGCUGGUCUAACAUGGCUGAGACGGCCGGACAAGUCUCGAGUUGAAGCUUAUUAUAUAUUAGCUGCAGCAAGCCGAGACUUGUGGUCCGUCUGCGUUAUCAGAGAGACCUCCUCGGUCAUCGGACCACGUUGGAGGAAUGCCGGGCUGCGUGCUUUUCCGGCGGACAAUUAUUGCGGCUGCGCGCCUAGUCUACAGUAUGUACAUACGUGUAGCGCUUGGCGUAUCGCUGGCAUGUGCUGGCUCCAGCACCAGCCCCCUGCGAAAAUAUCGGGGAUUUGCAGUUGCAGAUUGCUGCUGGAUUUGUGCCCUGCAGAAUCAUUUCCAAAUUCCCGCAGCAUCGGGCCUGACGAAGGCAUAAACUGAUAGACAAGAAGAGCGGGCCGACGGCAGAUCUCCAUCGGUGCAUUUGGUGGUAACCCACCAAGA